AUGGAACGGGAGCACAAGUUCUUCGCCUCGUCAAAAUUAUACAAGGAUCGGCUAAGGUCCUGGGGCUUUUCCAAAAACCUAAAGCAAGCCCAUGUGCGCGACAUUGUGCAGCAGACCAAGCUGCGCCACGGUCGCGAUACCGAGGUCAUCGUCGCGGGACAGAAGGUCGCACUGGAUCGGGUGCAGCGAUCCUAUGAUAGGCUUCCAGCAGUAGAAGCCAAAGCGCCUGUGGCGGAUAUUAAGAGUUCCCACUGCAAUGAUGAAGUUGUGGUCUCUGGCAUCCCCGCAACAUAG
Scedosporium apiospermum is the source of this 294-nucleotide messenger RNA. RefSeq lists its product as uncharacterized. NCBI's taxonomy places the organism in Eukaryota, Fungi, Ascomycota, Sordariomycetes, Microascales, Microascaceae. The transcript has 4 exons. Bases 1 to 294 code for a protein of 97 amino acids. The record is from RefSeq and is a predicted model, not a curated record.